AUGGCAUUACAAAGCCAGAGCGAUCACCUUCGAGAUAUUCGGGAUCAAGAGCAAGAAAUUCAGCAUUCAGAACCUCGCCUAUCAACUCCGAGACAAAUGUCAGUUCCAGAUUCCCAAGCAAGAACUCAUCAGACUAUUGAGUCUCGGAGUCCAAUAGUGAGACAUUUCAGUCAAUCUGGACCAGGUCAGUGGACCAUCAGUGAUAGAGAAAAGCUACUUGAAUGGUUAGGACGUAACCUGCAAAACUACGAGGCCUUUAAAACCGACAAAAAUCGGGUGGCAGAUCGGAUAUCAAAGGAUGUCUUUGGUGGGGUACGGUCAGGAAGCUCGGUAAAAGGACAGUAGGAAGCAAUAAAAAAAAGUACUGGGUUGCACAAACCAAAUUAAAGUCUACUGGAGAAGGACAACGGAAGAACAAGGAUCUGUGGAGCAGUAUACGUACAAAUUGGCUCGACCGACUAUGUCCCUACUAUGAGGCUAUCGAUGAUAUCCUUCAGCGAGAUAAAAGCUUUACACCAUUUUAUGUUUCUGAAACCAGUGGAGAAGAACAUUAUGAAGCCAGAUCAACCGAUGGGAUAUGGCAACAAAGUGAACAGAUACUGCAGAGUUCUGAGGUAGCGGAAUUGAGGAAGGAGGAUCGUCAAGGCCAGAGAAAUCAUGGAAGCUUUAUAGAUGAGAAUGAUACUGAAAUUGAAAUCAACUUUAAUUCAAGCACACCAACCGAACAUCCAUCAGCGGGUGGGUCGAAAAAUCCACGAAAGCGGGGUACCUCAAGUGGGACAGGACAGAAAGGACUAAAGAGAGAAAAGUUCAAUUCUGAGGAAGAGAUUUUACGUUCAGUACAGCAUGAAAGACUUGCAUUUGAGAAGGAAAGAUUUCAGUAUGAGAUUUAGCGUGAUGAAGCUCAACGGCAGUUGGCUGAAAGGCGAGAAGAAAACAGACAUGAGGAGGCUUUAAUGCGAAUGCGGCUGUUGGAAAUGAGACUUCAAAAUCAGAAUGUAUAGUUUCUAUCUGGUAUUCCCAACCACCCCGGGGACUGCUGAAGACUGUGGGGGACUAUAGGGACUGCGGAGACUGUGGAGACUGCGGAGGGGAGACUGCAGGGGCUGUGGGGACUGUGGGGACUGCAGGGACUGCGGAGACAAUGGAGACUGUAGGGACUGUUGGGACUGUUGGGACUGCAGGGACUGUGAGGACUGUGGGGACUGCAGAGACUGUGGAGACUGUGGGGACUCGGACUGCUGGGACUGUUGGAACUGUGGAGAUUGCGGGGGCUGUGGAGACUGCGGGGACUGUUGGGACUGCGAGGACUGUGGGGACUGUUGGGACUGUGGGGACUGCGGGAACUGUUGGGACUGCGGGGACUGCGAGGACUGCGGGGACUGCGAGGACUGCGGAGACUGUGAGGACUAUGGAGACU
Messenger RNA from Tuber aestivum (summer truffle), 1420 nucleotides. Lineage: Eukaryota; Fungi; Ascomycota; Pezizomycetes; Pezizales; Tuberaceae. The record is from the annotation of a GenBank genome assembly.